AUGGUGGGUCCGCUGGGUUCUCUUCCUCUUGGGAGAGAGAACCUAAUCGUGUGGUUGGGAAGUGUGGGCAUUGGCCGCGCUAGCCACGGGGUUCAGACUGUACUUUGGAGAAGUUGUUCCCAGUAUAAACAGGUGGCCACUAAUGAAGACCUGCCAGUUACAGUGGAAAAUCCCUACAAGGAACCAAACAAAAAAUGUAUCUUGUGUGGAAAACCUGUAGAUUAUAAGAAUGUACAGCUUUUGUCCCAGUUUGUUUCUCCAUUCACUGGGUGCAUUUAUGGAAGACACAUAACAGGCUUAUGUGGGAAAAAACAGAAAGAGAUUACAAAGGCUAUUAAGUGGGCUCAGAUAAUGGGAUUUAUACCAGUUACUUACAAGGAUCCUGCCUACCUGAAAGAUCCCAAAAUUUGUAACAUCAAAUACUGAGAAUAAAGCUA
Vombatus ursinus (common wombat) is the source of this 437-nucleotide messenger RNA. RefSeq names its product 28S ribosomal protein S18c, mitochondrial-like. Gene Ontology annotation, cellular component: ribosome; mitochondrial small ribosomal subunit. NCBI's taxonomy places the organism in Eukaryota, Metazoa, Chordata, Mammalia, Diprotodontia, Vombatidae. The transcript has a single exon. The record is from RefSeq and is a predicted model, not a curated record. Gene Ontology annotation, biological process: mitochondrial translation. Gene Ontology annotation, molecular function: small ribosomal subunit rRNA binding; structural constituent of ribosome. The coding region runs from base 1 to 426 and encodes 141 amino acids.